Molecule: messenger RNA, 630 nt
Organism: Haliotis rufescens (red abalone)
Lineage: Eukaryota; Metazoa; Mollusca; Gastropoda; Lepetellida; Haliotidae
Product: glutamyl-tRNA(Gln) amidotransferase subunit C, mitochondrial-like
Exons: 5
Coding region: 45-500 (151 amino acids)
Biological process (GO): glutaminyl-tRNAGln biosynthesis via transamidation; mitochondrial translation; regulation of translational fidelity
Cellular component (GO): glutamyl-tRNA(Gln) amidotransferase complex; mitochondrion
Molecular function (GO): glutaminyl-tRNA synthase (glutamine-hydrolyzing) activity
Source: RefSeq, a predicted model, not a curated record
GUCUGCUCUUGACGAGUUUAAGCUUGGAGAAUAUUUCAUUAACGAUGAUACGAAGCUCUGCUCUUUUGUGUCAGCGUUGCUUACGUCUCUCAAAGCAAACAAAACGUCGCUUUGCGUCGAAGGUUCCAGAAAAUCCAACAUGGAUUAAAAUAGAUCCAAAGAAGUUGCCUGAGGUUCCUGAGAUCAGCAAGGAAUUGGUGGAGCAGUUGGAGAGACUGUCACUGGUGGAGUUCAGUAAUGAGGAGGGUAUCGCAUGUCUCUCCGCUGCUAUCCGAUCUGCCAACACUCUCUACAUGGUCAACACAGAAGGCGUGGAGCCUCUGGACACAGUGCUGGAAAACAGGGAAUUGUAUCUACGAAAUGAUGACAUCACCGAUGGCAACUGCCGAGAUGACAUCCUCUCAAAUGCUGUCAAAACAGAAGAAGAGUACUUUGUUGCGCCACCAGGAAAUAUUCCUCUGGAAUCCAAAGACGAAGAUUACAAGAAGUUUCUUUCUUGACACAAAGUUGAUGUCAUUCCUGUGUAAGCUUGUGUUGUGUGCUAAAGACUGAAUCUGUUCUAUAGAUGUGUGAAAUCGCGAGUCAGUCGUCCCCCAACCUUGAAGAAUAGCAAUAAAUAAAACUUGUCUA